CCUCCCAUAGCUGGUGUUCUGCUGGCCAGACGAAAGAGGCAGCACCAUGAGCCGCACAGUGACCAUCCAGGAGCCCAGAACCAAGCUUCAGGGGUUUCCGUACCGAUGCCAGCGGUUGGGGGCCAAGGGCAGCGCCAGUCGAACGUAUGAUUUCCUGUACGACCCGUUAUUCAUUGUGUCGAGUGAGCGAGACCAUGCACAGGCCAAUAUCCAAGCCACCCUGGUUCGAAGCAGACUGAGAAAAGUUCCUCACUUUAGGUCCAUGUUCAGUAACCUGUUCCAUCACCCACGAUAUUCCUUGUAUUGGAGCAAGUCAGAUCCUGUCCCACUGUGUGUCAAUAGAGAAUGGAGUGGGCAAGAAGCCAGACACAAAGAAGUCCUUCGACUCGGUGCUACGGUGGAUGCUUCCUUCCAGAUGCCCAAGGAAGAGUACAAAGAUGCGGAUGUUUCUGGACGGAAUCGCUAUAAAUUCUUUGACAGGCCCUUCCUUCCAUUUCUUCAACAGAUGCCGCUCAAUGUUGUCUUAGCACCAGCCAAGAUAGAACCAUUUGUUUUUUCUUCUGAAUCUUCCAAGUAUACCGUCAUCCCUUCGAAGUCUACUGUGGGCACUCAGACCGACUACCGGGAUGCGGAUGUGCAAACGGAUCCGUACUCUCCAGAAUAUGUCGUGUGUCAAGACACUAUUCCUGAGCUCCUAACCCUGGCUAACCUGACUUGGGGCCGAGGUCUCCCAGCAGGACAAGCUGAGGUGGAGAUGAUAGAGCGGGCCCGGGAAAAGCGUGCUUGGGAAGCCACUCUGCCCCCACUGAACGACAGCCUCCAGGUUGAGAAGAGGAGGAAGAUGAUGAACGCCAUGGAGAGGAAGGAGUGGGCCUUCAGAGAGGGAGAGAUUGAAAAACUGCAGGACCUGCGGCUGGAGGUUCUGAAGCAGCUGCUGAGGAGGCGCGAGGAGAACCAGAAUGAGCAGGACAUGAAGCACCUGAACGCCCAGUGGUGGAAGCUGCAGGAGGCGAAGGAGGCCAAGGUGGCACAGAUCCAGCACACACACGUGUCAAACAUCAGAAAACUCCUAAGAAAAGGGAAGAAUAUAGAGGGGAAGCUGCAGAGGAGAGACAUCAUCAAGGAGUAUUCUGAUUUUGCAUCUCAGGUCUACGGGCCUUUGUCUCGCCUUGGUCGUUUCCCAGACAACAACUCAGAGGACUUUGUCGUCAGAAACCACUACCUCAACACCUACGAAGGGUUAGUGGAACUUGAAUCAUGCCUCCCUGAUUUUGUGACGCAGCCCAGGAUCAAAGCUCCAAAGCCCAAGAUCAUCACCACCAAGGCUGGCUUUCUGAAGAGGGCCGCGAGGAUGGACUAUGAGUUGGCCGAGGUUCACAAGGCGCUGUUGGAUAAGAAGAAUAAAGUGCUAGACGGAAAGAAGCCUCUGCGAUUCCUGCAAAAGAACCCCACCCCCCAGGCUCGGCUUCCAACCCCCACGCUGGAGAUGCAUUCCAGUGAAGAAGGAGAAAAAGAAAUGGCUGUGAUCUAUCUGCAGAAGUUACUCCGGGGCAGAGUCGUACAGAACAUGAUGUUUGAGGGCAAAGAGAAGCGGCUGGAGUUGAUCAUGGAGUUGCGCACCAGCCACGCCCUUCAAGAGGACGACAAGCUAGUGAAGAAAGCGGAGAAGCAAGUGACCCUGGCCCUGCAGCGGCAGCGGAACCUGCAUGAGAACAAGUUGUCAGUCAUCGAAAACCAUCUGGGUGACCUGGAAGGGAGAGUGCUGGCCGACAUGCUUGACUUCCUGUCCAAGGAGCUGGUGAGGCUGCAGGAGGAGAGGAGGAUCCACGCCUUUGCGAUGCUGGCUGAGCGCCAACGGCGCAUGCGGGAGGCCGAAGAGAGUGGUCGACGGCAGGUGGAGCAAAGGCGCCUGCAGCAAGAGGACCAGAUAUUUAAGGAGUUGAUUAAAGUCCACCAAAGCACUGUGACCUCCUACCUGGAGGACAUCAUCCUGAACACCGAAGAGAGAACUGCGGAGGAACAAGCCAGGGCCGAAAUCGAGAGGAUCGCCGAGGAAAUCAACGACAUCGCUUAUGAAAUGGAAAGCCGUCGAACGUCUCUUCAGUCAGAGGAGAUUGUUGCCGAGUUGGUUUAUAGUUUUCUCAUCCCAGAGGUACAGAAAGACUUCGUCAAAGAGAAAGUGAGGCUUGCGCAGAGGAAGCACAUUCUCGCGGCCCAUCAGAUCGUUCAAAGCUACACGGAAGCUGUGAUCCAGAAGAACGCCACUGAGGAACUGUGGAGAGCGGCCCUUGCGCAAGAGACGCAAGAGACUCAAGAGGCCAAUGAGAGCUCAGCAUCUGACCCACCAAUCGAAGAACAUACUCCAAGCGAGGGAAGCAACUAGGCGAGCCUGACGUUUCCAUCCGGAAGAGAGCUCCGGAGUAGGAGAAGCAGCUCCGUUCAGUUUGGGCCACUGCUCAACCAAGUGUGCCGUGAAUGGACUGGCCCUUGUUUACAAAAAGAAUGGAGCACUUCCACUGAAACUGACUCCUCUCAUCUGGGCUAGGCUACGUAUUGUUGUGUUUAUUAGAAAGUUAGCAUUGGUUCUAUAGCAGUUGGAUUCUUGCUAUCUAAAAAGUAAGGCUGUAGGUUUUCGGGGAGGGGCCUUUUAUCCUAUGAGUGUACACUUCCACGAAUAAAGCAUCAUGGAACGUGUGAACACUGUUUGCAAAACUUGCUGUCACAGAGGUGGACCAGGUGCACCAUGGUGCCUUGUGCUCCCUGUAAGCAGAGACGGAACAGGAUGCAGAAGCUGCCGAGUUCAACCCAAACAUCUGCAAAGUGCGCCCCGGGGGUCUGGUGUUAGCCUCAACUAAAUGUUCAUAUGCACAAAACUGAGGAGGUUCAUAUUUGGCAUGGGGCUGCUCAGUUGGCAUAGAAGACAGGAACACACCAGGUAGGCAUAGGACCUGCCUAGAAUACAAACACCACAUCCCAGAGGCUAGAAUCUCUUGUAAUAAUUUUGUUGACUUAGCUUCCAGGGGCCCUCAAAUGGAUCGUCCCACCUAGAAAAGUUUGCAUGCUGAGGGAGACUCACAACUGUGGGUCCCUGGUGGGCACAAACAGUGUAUCUGCAAGUCAUCCCGGUAGAGAUGUGUUUUAGCAGUCAGGGCCAUUUUUACCGUAAGUAGUGAGUUGCUUGGUAACCCAGCUGACACAUAGCACAUGAUCUACCAGGAGAGCAGAACAGGAGAGUCCUGCAUGAUCCGUGGUUGGUACAUACAAUAUUUGUCAGUAAGAAAGGUAAGACAAAACCAUAAAAGAUAUUGGAAGUAGGGGCCUGGAGAGAUGGCUCAGUGGUUAAGAGCACUGACUGCUCUUCCAGAGGACCCGGGUUCAAUUCCCAGCACCCACAUGGCAGCUCAUAACUGUCUGAAGAUCUAGUUCCAGGGGACCUGACACCUUCACAACAAUGCACAUAAAAUAAAGUUAAAUAAAAUUAAAAAAAAAAAGAGAAGCAGAGGAGAAUCGGAAACCGAGCACAUCACCCCUGGUGUCUGCAUGUCACCUUUGUCCAGAUAUACUUUGCAUAGACCAUGUUCUUCAAGGAAGAGAAGGCAGGAUGCAGAGAGAAGGUUCCUCAUAGAGUAGUGACCAAGGCCCAAGUACACUGCAAGUCCUUAGAAAAUGGUCACCUGGGAGCCGGCUUUGUCCUCUACUGCACAGCAAUCAACAACAAUAGGAAACUAUUCUCCAUCAACAGCUCUGCACCGGAUUUCUGUGAGAGUCAAGAGUAUGAUUGAAAAUAUUUCAAAGUGAUCAGUCUAACCUCCUAUUAGAUCACCUGUGUUCUACCCCACCCACUCUAAGGUAACUUUAAAAAGGGAGGUGGGUAGGCAAAAACAUAUGUGGUAUGAACAGAAACCAGGCUGUAUACCGUUACAAAGGCAUGGGUUCUGCUUCAAGUGCCUACUUUGCUGGCAUUCUGGCUGGAGUUCCCUCAGUGACGGAUGGUGUCCUGGAUGAGAAAGUUAGAUAAACCCUUUCCUGUCCUCCCCUGAGUUUUUUUUUGAGCACCGUGUUUAUCACAGCAACAGAAAGCAAACUAGGGGUACGUGUCCUCCAAAGAAAAAAAAAGGAGAGGGUCCCUCUGAGUCUACCCCAUGGGGACCUCUGUGCUCUAAAGGUCAGCUUGGGCCACACACACCCAAGAAGGAUGUUAAGAGAUUUUGAGAAAGACCAUUGGGCAGGUUGAUAAACUCUGUCUUUCUUCGACUUCACCUGUAUUUACACUCUCGGUGUGUCUGACUCUGGUUUUUAUUUAUAACAUUUAAGAUCUGCCUGCUUCUGCCUCAAUUAAAGGCAUGCGCCUCCACUGCCCAUCUCAUAACUUCCCAUUUUUAUAUGAGAUGUAAACCUAGACCUUUGUGUGCCAGAAGAGCUUGGAGAGAUGAUAAAAGCUGUAAUAAUUUACCUGUGGCUCAAGGACUUUUGGCCUGCUGCCCCGCCUCAGUUGGAAUCCUGCCCACUCUCCUCGGCUACAAAAAUGCCAGUCGGAAGACCUACCUCUGAUCUCGAAGUCAGCAUCUCUUUUCAGGUUUCCCAGCCUCUUAGGCUGUGACACUCUCCUGCUACCCCAGAGCUCACUAGAUAGGCUGUUUCUUCUGGGGACUUCAAUCUCUAUUUCAUGUGUUCUAGCGCCCUGUUGAAGGCUAAGGCAACCUUGAGGGUGGUGGAGUUUAUAAGCAACAGCUUCCCAAUCCUGGAAGGUCUGGGGGGAGAAAACAUCACUCAAAGCCUUCCUGCUGACCCAGCGGUGGUGGCGCACGCCUUUAAUCCCAGCACUCGUGAGGCAGAGGCUGGCGAAUCUCUAUGAGUUCAAGGCCAGCCUGGCUACAAGAGCUAGUUCCAGGACAGCUAGGGUUGUUUCACAGAGAAACCCUGUCUUGGAAAAAAAAAAAAAAAAAAAGACUCACACAAGAAAAAAAAAAAAAACCUGUCCUGCUGGGCAAGUUCCUAGCCAGUCUUCUAGGAGAGUCUGAGGAAAGAAGAAGCUCUCAGAACUUUCUCAACGGUCCAGUUCCCUGCUCCUAGAUAGUGCUCUGCCCUGAGGUUGGAACUGCAAACUCCUACCUGUCUUGUAGCCCUCUCCUUUGUUUUCCUGCUCCUCCCCACUUCUCACAUUAAUGUGCCAGUAUUACAACUUGCUGUCCCAGAAAGUGACUUAGAAAAAUAGCACGUUAGGAACUGUAGACUCCAAGACAUCUUAUCUCCAGCGACAAACACCCUCAGAGAGGCAGGCCCAGGCCCAGAAUUAGGGCAGACACUUAAAACACCCUUUCCUUUAUAUGUUUUACAGUGGUGGAAACUAUGAAAAAAAAAGGAGGGUGUAUAACAAGAGUAAAUACGGUAAUCUGGUCAUGACUAGUUCAGGUGCUGGACUUGGGACUUAGGAGUGCCAUCUGGGGCCUCUUGAGGUGAAAUGUGGGCAAGAAAAACUGUAGCUCCUAUGGCCAGGGACGCCAUGGCCGAAGAUUAGCCAAGCAGGAGGAGUGGAGACACUGGUCAUUUUUCUAGCAAGAGGCUCACCCUCUCCGUGGGAGCUCGACCUUGGCCCAUACGAAACACUACAGGCUUAAGGCGAGACCUCUGCGUGCGACCAGGCAGCCACUGCAGGU
Alexandromys fortis (reed vole) is the source of this 5657-nucleotide messenger RNA. It is a transcript of the gene Cfap91, whose product is annotated as cilia and flagella associated protein 91. NCBI's taxonomy places the organism in Eukaryota, Metazoa, Chordata, Mammalia, Rodentia, Cricetidae. The record is from RefSeq and is a predicted model, not a curated record. The transcript is spliced from 17 exons. Bases 47 to 2383 code for a protein of 778 amino acids.